AUGGCGGAGACCAGACACAAUUCACACUCGGACUCGAACCGGCCCGAGCACAACUCACACUCUGACUCGAACCGGCCCGAGUACAAUUCACACUCGGACUCGAACCGGCCCAAGUACAUUUCACACUAUGACUUGAACCGGCCCGAGUACAAUUCACACUCCGUCUCGAACCGGCCCGAGCACAACUCACACUCGGACUUGAACCGGCCAGAGUACAAUUCACACUCGGACUCGAAUCGGCCCGAGUACAAUUCACACUCUGACUCGAACCGGCCCGAGUACAAUUCACACUCUGACCCGAACCGGCGUGAGCACAACUCACACUCUGACUCGGACCACCUGAGCACAACUCACACUCUGACUCGAACCACCCGAGCACAACUCACACUCAGACUCGAAUCGGCCCGAGCACAAUUCACACUUGGACUCGAACCGGCCCGAUCAGACUCGAACCGGCCCGAGUACAAUUCAGACUCGGACUCGAACCGGCCCGAGUACAAUUCACACUCGGACUCGAACCGGCCCGAGUACAACUCACACUCAGACUCAAACCGGCCCGAGCACAACUCACACUCGGAUUCGAAUCGGCCCGAGCAGAAUUCACACUCGGACUCGAACCGGCCCAAGUACAAUUCACACUCUGACUCGAACCGGCCCGAGUACAACUCACACUCGGACUCAAACCGGCCCGAGCACAACUCACACUCGGACUCGAACUGGCCCGAGCACAAUUCACACUCGGACUCGAAUCAGCCCGAGUACAACUCACAUUCUGAUUCGAACCGGCCCGAGUACAACUCACACUCUGACUCGAACCGGCCCGAGCACAACUCACACUCGGACUCAAACCAGCCCGAGCACAAUUCACAGUCCGACUCCAACCAGCCCGAGUACAAUUCACACUCUGACUCAAACCGGCCCGAGCACAAUUCACACUCUGACUCGAACCGGCCUGAGCACAAUUCACAGUCUGACUCGAACCACCCGAGUACAACUCACACUCUGACUCGAACCACCCGACACAAUUCACACUCGGACUCGAACCGGCCCGAGCACAACUUACACUCUGACUCGAACCGGCCCGAGUACAAUUCACACUCGGACUCGAACCGGCCCAAGUACAAUUCACACUCUGACUCGAACCGGCCCGAGUACAAUUCACACUCCGUCUCAAACCGGCCCGAGCACAACUCACACUCGGACUUGAACCGGCCAGAGUACAAUUCACACUCGGACUCGAAUCGGCCCGAGUACAAUUCACACUCUGACUCGAACCGGCCCGAGUACAAUUCACACUCUGACCCGAACCGGCCUGAGCACAACUCACACUCUGACUCGGACCACCCGAGCACAACUCACACUCUGACUCGAACCGGCCCGAGUACAACUCACAGUCAGACUCGAACCGGCCCGAGUACAAUUCAGACUCGGACUCGAACCGGCCCGAGUACAACUCACACUCAGACUCAAACCGGCCCGAGCACAACUCACACUCGGAUUCGAAUCGGCCCGAGCAGAAUUCACACUCGGACUCGAACCGGCCCAAGUACAAUUCACACUCUGACUCGAACCGGCCCGAGUACAACUCACACUCGGACUCAAACCGGCCCGAGCACAACUCACACUCGGACUCGAACUGGCCCGAGCACAAUUCACAGUCCGACUCCAACCAGCCCGAGUACAAUUCACACUCUGACUCAAACCGGCCCGAGCACAAUUCACACUCUGACUCGAACCGGCCUGAGCACAAUUCACACUCUGACUCGAACCACCCGACACAAUUCACACUCGGACUCGAACCGGCCCGAGCACAACUCACACUCUGACUCGAACCGGCCCGAGUACAAUUCACACUCGGACUCGAACCGGCCCAAGUACAAUUCACACUCUGACUCGAACCGGCCCGAGUACAAUUCACACUCGGACUCGAACUGGCCCGAGCACAACUCACACUCGGACUCGAACCGGCCAGAGUACAAUUCACACUCUGACCUGAACCGGCCCGAGUACAACUCACAUUCUGACUCGAACCGGCCCGAGUACAACUCACACUCUGACUCGAACCGGCCCGAGCACAACUCACACUCGGACUCAAACCAGCCCGAGCACAAUUCACAGUCGGACUCCAACCAGCCCGAAGUACAAUUCACACUCGGACUCGAAUCGGCCCGACACAACUCACACUCUGACUCGAACCGGCCCGAGUACAACUCACAGUCAGACUCGAACCGGCCCGAGUACAAUUCACACUCGGACUCGAACCGGCCCGAGUACAACUCACACUCAGACUCAAACCGGCCCGAGCACAACUCACACUCGGAUUCGAAUCGGCCCGAGCAGAAUUCACACUCGGACUCGAACCGGCCCAAGUACAAUUCACACUCUGACUCGAACCGGCCCGAGUACAACUCACACUCAGACUCAAACCGGCCCGAGCACAACUCACACUCGGACUCGAACUGGCCCGAGCACAAUUCACACUUGGACUCGAAUCGGCCCGAGUACAACUCACAUUCUGAUUCGAACCGGCCCGAGUACAACUCACACUCUGACUCGAACCGGCCCGAGCACAACUCACACUCGGACUCAAACCAGCCCGAGCACAAUUCACAGUCCGACUCCAACCAGCCCGAGUACAAUUCACACUCUGACUCAAACCGGCCCGAGCACAAUUCACACUCUGACUCGAACCGGCCUGAGCACAAUUCACACUCUGACUCGAACCACCCGAGUACAACUCACACUCUGACUCGAACCACCCGACACAAUUCACACUCGGACUCGAACCGGCCCGAGCACAACUCACACUCUGACUCGAACCGGCCCGAGUACAAUUCACACUCGGACUCGAACCGGCCCAAGUACAAUUCACACUCUGACUCGAACCGGCCCGAGUACAAUUCACACUCGGACUCGAACUGGCCCGAGCACAACUCACACUCGGACUCGAACCGGCCAGAGUACAAUUCACACUCUGACCUGAACCGGCCCGAGUACAACUCACAUUCUGACUCGAACCGGCCCGAGUACAACUCACACUCUGACUCGAACCGGCCCGAGCACAACUCACACUCGGACUCAAACCAGCCCGAGCACAAUUCACAGUCGGACUCCAACCAGCCCGAAGUACAAUUCACACUCGGACUCGAAUCGGCCCGACACAACUCACACUCUGACUCGAACCGGCCCGAGUACAACUCACAGUCAGACUCGAACCGGCCCGAGUACAAUUCAGACUCGGACUCGAACCGGCCCGAGUACAAUUCACACUCGGACUCGAACCGGCCCGAGUACAACUCACACUCAGACUCAAACCGGCCCGAGCACAACUCACACUCGGAUUCGAAUCGGCCCGAGCAGAAUUCACACUCGGACUCGAACCGGCCCAAGUACAAUUCACACUCUGACUCGAACCGGCCCGAGUACAACUCACACUCGGACUCAAACCGGCCCGAGCACAACUCACACUCGGACUCGAACUGGCCCGAGCACAAUUCACACUCGGACUCGAAUCGGCCCGAGUACAACUCACAUUCUGAUUCGAACCGGCCCGAGUACAACUCACACUCUGACUCGAACCGGCCCGAGCACAACUCACACUCGGACUCAAACCAGCCCGAGCACAAUUCACAGUCCGACUCCAACCAGCCCGAGUACAAUUCACACUCUGACUCAAACCGGCCCGAGCACAAUUCACACUCUGACUCGAACCGGCCUGAGCACAAUUCACACUCUGACUCGAACCACCCGAAGUCGAAUCGGCCCGAGCACAAUUCACACUUGGACUCGAACCAGCCUGAGUACAACUCACAGUCAGACUCGAACCGGCCCGAGUACAAUUCAGACUCGGACUCGAACCGGCCCGAGCACAACUCAGACUCGGAUUCGAAUCGGUCCGAGCAUAAUUCACACUCGGACUCGAACCGGCCCGAGUACAACUCACACUCGGACUCGAAUCGGCCCGAGCACAAUUCACAGUCGGACUCGAAUCGGCCCGAGCACAAUUCACAGUCGGACUCCAACCAGCCCGAGUACAAUUCACACUUGGACUCGAACCGGUCCGAGCACAACUCACACUCUGACUCGAACCACCCGAGCACAAUUCACACUCGGACUCGAACCGGCCUGAGUACAAUUCACACUCAGACGCGAACCGGCCCGAGUACAAUUCACACUCUGACUCAAACUGGCCCGAGUACAAUUCACACUCUGACUCAAACCGGCCCGAGUACAAUUCACACUCGGACUCGAACCAUCCGACCACAAUUCACACUCGGACUUGAACUGGCCUGA
This is a messenger RNA of Mobula hypostoma (lesser devil ray), 4293 nucleotides long. RefSeq names its product dentin sialophosphoprotein-like. Bases 1 to 4293 code for a protein of 1430 amino acids. Lineage: Eukaryota; Metazoa; Chordata; Chondrichthyes; Myliobatiformes; Myliobatidae. The record is from RefSeq and is a predicted model, not a curated record. The transcript has 11 exons.